UUCCAUAAAUACAGUCUGCAAGCAAAAGCAAAUUCAUGAUUUGAUUCUUAAACUUGCUCUUUGAAUCACUAUUUAUUUAAUCACUGCUCAGCAUUUAGCCCCGCGGCUGCUUCAAAAACGCUGGGAUAAUUGUGCUGCUCCUGAUUUUUCGUUAUUUAGCAGUUGGAACAAAUGCCGAUCUCAACGGAUUUAUCAGAGGUAGUUGGGAGACAGGUGAGCAGAAACGGAGUUUGGCAUGCUGAAUUUCUUCCUGCUAUAAAUGAUGAUCAUGGAGGUGUCAUUGUGGAAAUGAAGGAGCACAUGGACACUAAAACCUUUCUUACUAUGCUCACAGCUUCUAUGUUGCAGUGGAAGCAACAGGGUAAAAAGGGAGUUUGGAUUAAAUUGCCUAUUGGACUCGCGCAUCUAGUUGAACCUGCAGUGAAGGAAGGGUUUAGAUACCACCAUGCUGAGCCAAGCUACCUCAUGCUUGUUUUCUGGAUUCCUAAGACACCUAGCACUAUCCCCGCAAAUGCAACACACCGAGUAGGUGUUGGUGCAAUUAUCUUGAAUGAUAAAAGAGAGGUGCUUGUAGUUCAGGAAAAGAGUGGCAUUCUUCAAGGAACAGGCAUAUGGAAAAUUCCUACUGGGGUGGUUGAAGAGGGCGAGGAUAUUUCUGUGGCAGCUAUAAGAGAAGUAAAAGAAGAGACGGGAAUUGACACAGAGUUUGUGGAGGUCCUAGGUUUCAGGCAAUCACACAAGGCAUUCUUCGAGAAGUCGGAUAUGUUAUUCAUAUGCAUGUUGCAUCCACUGUCCUUUGAUAUUCAGAAGCAAGAGCUGGAAAUUGAGGCAGCCCAGUGGAUGCCGUUUGAAGAAUAUGCAGCUCAACCAUUCGCCCAGAAGCACGAGCUUUUCCGCUACAUUAACGAAUUGUGCUUGGCGAAGGUAGACAGAAGCUAUGCCGGGUUUUCCCCUCAGCCGGUAUUGAAUUUCAGCGACCAACCAUCUUUCCUGUAUUUGAACAACAGGGAUCUGGGCAAGUCAAGGUCUGCCAUCAACCCCUGAAAGCAAAACAGGGAUGAUGAUACCAUCGAGUUUGCUAAGCAACUCUAUUCCUUGUUUAGACCCCUUUUCCCUGCAUGCACUUCCUUUUUCUCUUUCCGAUAAGAAAACAGGUCUUAAGACCCUCAUCAUGCGAAUAGGCCCCAGUUAGACAUAGCUUUUGCUACAGGAAAUGAGAUUAGGAGGUAAAUCUAGUAUCCUUUCCCUUGGGGAUCAAACUUUCUUUUGCUUUAAUCGUUGCUUCAAUUUAUGUACCAUAUAUUGGUUUUUGACAUGAAUAACAGAACGUUUUGUUUUAGCAUUU
Hibiscus syriacus is the source of this 1345-nucleotide messenger RNA. RefSeq names its product nudix hydrolase 10-like. The record is from RefSeq and is a predicted model, not a curated record. Gene Ontology annotation, molecular function: NAD binding; NADH pyrophosphatase activity; ADP-ribose diphosphatase activity. Lineage: Eukaryota; Viridiplantae; Streptophyta; Magnoliopsida; Malvales; Malvaceae. Bases 172 to 1044 code for a protein of 290 amino acids. The transcript is spliced from 9 exons.